This is a messenger RNA of Orbilia oligospora ATCC 24927, 4014 nucleotides long. RefSeq lists its product as uncharacterized. The record is from RefSeq and is a predicted model, not a curated record. Gene Ontology annotation, cellular component: microtubule organizing center. NCBI's taxonomy places the organism in Eukaryota, Fungi, Ascomycota, Orbiliomycetes, Orbiliales, Orbiliaceae. The coding region runs from base 1 to 4014 and encodes 1337 amino acids. The transcript is spliced from 4 exons.
AUGGCAGCAUUUUUCAACUCUCCAUCCCAUCUGGACGUAACAGGCGCCGUUGGCUUCAGUAGUCCCAAAUUCUCACCGGAAAAGACCUUCGUCCAACCGAAAGAUGACAACCUCCUUCGUCCCGGCCUGGUGGGCAACAAGAACCAGCAAAAACGUGGAGUACUAUCUAUUGGUGCUCCUAAAUCCAUUCUGAACCUUACAACCCCUUCGCGCCCCCCGCUGGGUGAUAAAACGAAUCGGAAAUCCGCUGGUGAAUUCACACCACUUCUCAAAUCAGUUCAUAAGAGCAAUAUGGGUACACAGAUCGAUGCAAGAAUCAAUGCUGCGGUUGCCAGGACGCCAAUGAGUCUUAAGCAUAUGGAAUUGUACGCGGGAGGCACGCCGCUGCCGAGAGGGGAUAGCUCAGGGAUUGAUGCUUCAUCUUAUAAUGAUGAUAGUACACCGCUCGGUCCUCAUAACGAUGAUUCUGGAGAUGUCUCGACCCCGAUACCGAGGAUUGGAGGUAAAGCUGGAAUGCUUGAUGAUGGGCAAUUGACACUGAGGGAACAGGAGAAGAUUAUCGAUGAUAUUAAGAAGGAGAAUUUCAGUUUGAAACUGAAAAUUUUCUUUUUGGAUGAAAAGUUGAACAAGCUCGGACCGGAGUUCAACGAUGUUGCUAUUCGAGAGAACAUUGAAAUGAAAGUCGAGCAUACUACUCUACGUGCAGAAUUGAAGCGAUUAAAGAAGGCACUUCUUGACUCCGAAAAACUCGUUAUGGAACUUCAGGGAGAUGCACAAAGUGCCCAAGCCAGCACCCAGAAAAAAAUCGCCCAAGGUAAACAGGCGGAAAUUGAUCAGGCGAAGAUCCGCGAUUUAAUGGCGGAGCUAGAAGACAAGAAUAGCCAGAUGGGUAUGCUCAAAGAUGAAAACGAAAGGCUCAGACUUGAGCUUCAAGAUAGAGAUGGAACUGAGCGAGAGGAUGCUGAGACCAUCGAGUCCUUGAACCGAAGAGUGGCUGACUUGGAAGGGGAGAAGGAGGAUUUGGAGGCUGAGAUACGGGCUAAAGAAGAACAAUUGGACAAUCGUCAGGAUUCUCAGGACAAGGAAAACGACCACCUCCGGGAUCGUAUCCGGGAGCUAGAGGAAGAAUUGCAGGCCAAAUAUGAUGAAGAAGGCAACGAACAGGAAGAUGCCCAAGCUCGAAUUCAAGAGCUCCAAGAGGAGCUUUCCGGGAAGGACGAGGAGAUAAAAACUCUCCAAGAUGAACAUGAGGCCCAGAUUGCCAGUGCCAGACAGCAGUAUCAGCAGAAGAAACAAGCCAUGAAGACACUCCAAGACCAGAAAGAUUCUUUGGAACUGAGAUUGGCAACCAUGGAUACUGACCGCGAGGGCUGUGACAACGAACUCGCCGACAAGGUUAUGGAUCUAGAACAUGACAAUAGAAGACUUCAAAACGAAAUUGCUGACAUUAAGGACAACAUCGACGAGGCUAUUAGCCAAAGGAAUCGUAUCGAAGAAGAAAUGGCUGUCCUCGUGGAGAAGCACCAGGAAGAAAUUCAGAGAAUUAGGGAUGAUCAUCAAGAACGCUCGGUCUAUAUGAAGAGUACAGCACAGGACCGCGAAAAUAGUCGCCAGAGAUUACAGAGCGAUCUUGUGAAACUUCAGGAGGACCUGGCUUCUAUGACGACCUUACAUCGCGAGAAAUCCUCUGAGGUCGAUAUUCUUAAGAGGCGUAUUGCAGAGUUGUCCAACGACUUCGGCGGUGACGUUAAAGCACUUCAAAUCGAAAUCACUAGCCUCCAAGAGGGCAAAGAACGAACCAAGCGACAUCUUGAAGAUACGGAAAGUCAGAAGAAUCUCCUCCAGCUUCGACAUAAUGCGUUGACUACUGAGAGUCAAGAGCUGCAGAAAGACCUUAACAGACUUACCAAAGAGCUUGGUGAUCUCAAAUCUAGUCUCGCCAACGAAAAACAAAAAUCGCAAGGCAUCGAACAGUCCUUAAAGGCUCAGCUCUCCGGCAACCGAAAUGUCCUCGAAAGCGAGAUCGACAAACUCCGGUCCACCCUAGAAACUAGAAACAAAGACUUACGUUCCAAGUCCGAUGACUGGAGCGCUGAAAAGCGACAGCUAGAACUUAGGCUCACAACUGCUGAACAAAAGGUUAAGGGUUAUGAGAAAACAAUCACCAACUUGCGAGAAUCUGAAGGCACACUCCACGGCCACGAGAUGAAAUUGGCGAACGAGAUGAAGUCACUAAAGGCUGUUCAUGGGGAGGAGAUAGCAUCUUUGAACCUCCAGAUCACGGACCUUAAUCUCGAUCUCGAUAGAAGAAGACAAAUGCUCGAGAAGAAUGCCGGUGAGCUCCAGGUAGCUAAAGACGAACUUCGCCAGGUUCGCAAGAAUGAGAGAGCGUUGGAUGACAGGAUUCGCACACUUGAAGAGGAGGUCAGAUCAGCUUCACAGAAUCACUCCAUCGAGAUGAGGGAUAUUCGGGAACAGCUUACAGACGCUGAGUCCCAAUGCGGGACCCUGAAAUCCGAAGUGAAGACAUACAAGGACACACUUGCGAUUGCUCAGUCGCAACUCAGAAACGAGCAGUUGAACUACCAGAGCUCUCUUGAUUCGCUGAAGAACGGGUCUCUAUCCCAGGAACAAUUGAAGAUUGACCUGGCCAAUAUGGAAAGGAGGUUGGAAUCUGCGCUUAAAGAUAGGCAAGGUCUCCACGAACAACUUUUGAACAGCGGUGCGGAACUUGCAUCGUUGAGGGCCGACUGUCAAGAGCUAGAGAUCGAGCGGGAGGAGUUGAGAGCACAAAUCAAGGACCUAGUAACUCAGAUCGGUACCCGUACUCGAAUGGAUCAAGAGAAAGUUGAACUACGCCUGGCCAAGAACAAGCUGGAGCGAGGCCUUCAGUCUCUCACUAAUGAACGCGAUGAGCUAUUCGCAAAGGCUGAAGAGUUGGAAUUGAAUUUGGAGGAGGCAAUGACUCAAGCGGUUACAGACGAGCAGAAGUUAGAAGACGAGAUUUCUGAGCUGAAGGCCCAAGUAAGGGCACUCAGCGACGCACGAGACCGAGAGCUAAGUCUCGCUAAGCGUGAGGCUGCUAGACUCGAAACCCGUAUCGGCGAACUUCAGGAUGCACAGGCCGACCUCAUUGAUCCCAUGGAAUUAUCGGAGAUCAAGAAGGAUCUUGACGACUCAAAGAAACGUGAAGCUGAUUUUAAAGAGAAGAUCCGAGACCAACGUCAGCGCAUCGCCAGGUUAGAAACCGAUCUUAAGGAAACAAAAUCCAAUCGAUCACGCCCUGCCCCUGAUGAUACUGAUGCACUGAUUGAACGACGGGAACUCCACCAACACCUCGUGAAUGCGAAACUACAAAUCGAACAGUUGCAGGGCGACGUGGAAACUAAGGACAGCGACUUGGAUCUCAUGCUUGCGCGUGAGAGUGAGCUCGUGGCAAGGAUCAAGGCAUUGAAAUCUGACCGGUCAAAGCUGAAAGAAAAGACCACCAAAGCUGAGGAAGCUCUGUUGAAAUCGCAGUCUCGUCUCGAACGUGCCCAGGAGAAACUUACGCAUAUGCAAAAAGUCUGGGACGACGAGAGGAACUUGUUUGAGCAGAAAGUGGUACAGAAUGACGUUCUGACACAGAAAGAGAUGCAACUUGUUACUUAUGAACAACAAAAGAACCACAAGGCUGAGAUGAGAGGAUUGGCCACGCAGAUCAAGUGGCUGAGGAUUAGGAUUGAGCGUGAGGAGAAGUUCAAGAGAGAUCUAGCGUACCAAAAACACUACUUCCUUAAACAGAUGGAGAUGUAUUCCGCAUGCAAUAAAUUACAGCGACAGAUGGUUGAGGAGAUGGGUAUUUUCGUUGAUAGGAGGUCCCGACAGAAGAGGCCGAAGCUGAAGACUGUUGCACUCGCAGUCCUUGCUGUCCAAAGGAUGAAGAUAUUCAGUGGGCAGUGGGCGGCUAAUAAGGUGCUUAAGGCAUCGUUGGUUAAGUCUUUAGAAAAGGUUAGGCCAACGGGUAGGAAAUAA